Messenger RNA from Phycodurus eques (leafy seadragon), 4180 nucleotides. RefSeq names its product alpha-1,6-mannosyl-glycoprotein 2-beta-N-acetylglucosaminyltransferase. Lineage: Eukaryota; Metazoa; Chordata; Actinopteri; Syngnathiformes; Syngnathidae. Gene Ontology annotation, cellular component: Golgi stack; Golgi membrane. The transcript is spliced from 2 exons. Gene Ontology annotation, molecular function: alpha-1,6-mannosylglycoprotein 2-beta-N-acetylglucosaminyltransferase activity. Gene Ontology annotation, biological process: oligosaccharide biosynthetic process; protein N-linked glycosylation. The record is from RefSeq and is a predicted model, not a curated record. The coding region runs from base 265 to 1521 and encodes 418 amino acids.
UGUACACGUCAGCAGUCAAGGAGUUGUAGAGUGCAGAAGAUGAAACAGCCCCGUCAAUUUCCUCUCUUCCUGUUACGAGCAGUGCACACUGUCAAGUUACACCGCAGCCAGGCACAACGUGUGUGGCAGCUGGCACGGUGUUUAAAAGAACGGGAAGAGAAGUUACGGGCAGUUCUUUAAAUCACCACACGUGACGCAUAAAGAGGACUUUCCGGACAAUGUGAGCUGCCAUCGACCAAAGGUUGCUUUUCUAAUCUAUCAAAAAUGAGGUUUCGGCUGGUUAAAAAGAAUCUGCUGGUACUUUUGGGUGUUUCCUUUGUUGUUUGGACUCUUUUGGUUUCUACCCGUGUGCUGUCAGUUUCAGAGAAUGGCACAGGUGAUGUGGGAAAUCAAGCUAAUCAGGACACACGCUCAAGUGAAACAGUAAAGUUCGACUUUUCUGGGUCGCUGUCGGAACUGACACAAUCUGUCUACAAUGCCAAUUACAAGCAGCAUGUUUUAAAUGCUGAGCAGUUUCCAAGGGAGCCCCAGCUGGUGCUGGUCGUGCAGGUCCACAACAGACCAGAAUACCUCCAACUUCUCAUUAAUUCUCUGGAGAAAGCUGCAGAGGUCCAAAGCUUCCUCCUCAUCUUCAGCCAUGACUAUUUUUCAGCGGAAGUCAACGCCAUUGUGCAAGGGAUCACUUUCUGCAAGGUACUGCAAAUUUAUUUCCCGUUCAGCACUCAGCUGUAUCCCACUGAGUUCCCCGGGCAGGAUCCUAGGGACUGUCCACGGGACAUACCCAAAGACAGAGCCCUCAAAACAGGAUGUCUCAACGCAGAGCACCCGGACUCUUACGGACACUACAGAGAAGCCUCCAUCACUCAAACCAAGCAUCACUGGUGGUGGAAGUUACACUUUGUGUGGGAGCGAGUGCAGGCAAUGCAGGGCUACAAUGGAUUUGUAAUAUUUCUGGAGGAGGACAACUACAUUCUACCAGACUUUUACCAUUUCUAUAAAUCAAUGGUUGAGUUCAAGAGGAACAGCUGCCAUGAUUGUGAUUUGCUGGCUUUGGGAAACCAUAAUGACCUUACUGGCUUUCACACACUGUCUAACAAGGUAUUGACCACUGGUUGGAUGUCCACAAAACACAACAUAGGCAUGGCCAUCUCCAGAGAGGUGUACUACAAGAUGAUGGGCUGCAGCGACGACUUCUGCACGUAUGAUGAUUACAACUGGGACUGGACUCUGCAGCAUCUUUCUGGUGCCUGCAUUUCAAAGCCUAUAAAAGUGCUUGUGGCUCAGGGCUCUAGGGUUCUUCACACUGGGGACUGUGGGCUGCACCAGAAGCAGAACUGCAGGCCAGAAUGGGCCUCACAGAGGGUCGAGGAGGCACUUAAGAUAGCAAAAGAUGGCCUUUUCCCUCCUUCUCUUGUCCUUACUGCUUCUGAAGCAGCCCAACACAAGGACCAUAUGAAGAAUGGAGGUUGGGGAGACGUCCGAGACCAUGGUUUAUGCAAUAACUAUGCCAAACGUCUCUGAACUGUGCCUUUAUAUAAUGAUGUUUAAAAAUGUCCACGCUGCACAUUUACGUACACAUUCACCAGUCUUUAGUGUGUGUUAUCAUGUUUGGGAGGUGUUCCCCCAAAAAUCAUGAGCAAAUUAAUUCCAAGCAUGUUGUACAUACACUGCUUGAACUCUUUUGUACAUUGUUUAUUUGAUCUACAUCACCAAAGAUGUACUUUUGCCAAAGACUAAAUUAAUAAUUUGUGUGUACAAUGCAUUUAAUCUGAGAUUGGAGUGAACGCCGCCUCUCGCCCCAAAUCAACUGGGAUUGGCUCCAGUAACCCGUGACCCAAAUAAGGACAAGCGGUAAAGAAGCGGUGCAUUAUAUCUUUCAAGUCAUAGAAUUCCCUUGACCAUUUUGUUUCCAAUGUUUUUUUUUUUUUUCAUUUUUGACAUUUUUUACACAAGUGGGUCAAGUCUAGCGCUGCUUCAAUGAAACAUGAAGUUUUAAGUCAGUUUUUUUAAAAAAAAUACAUCUAGUUUCCAUGGUACGAUUUCAAGUGCAGUUAAACUGGCACAUUCAUGGAAAUUUUAAACGAAUGCACAUAAUUGAAGUUAAGUUACUGAAUACCCACAUACAGUAAGUAGCUCUUGUGUCAGUAGACUGUAAUCAGGGUUGUUCAUUGGACCUGAUGCCUUCCAUGUUUGCUCCCUUCUAUGAUCGUCACUGGUAUCAAACAUGACAGUUUGAUUUAUUGAUUUUUGUUCCUGGGUGUUUGCUUUUGAAACAGGUGAAAUGUGUCCUUUUGGAAUCUUGUCCUGAGGGAUCCCAAAAUGUACAUUUGUGAUACAAACAAAAGGGAGAAUGCAUUAAUGUGAAUUGUGUUUUGGCAGUUUAAAACAGAGAAUUGGUGUCAACAAAGCACUUUGUAUUAGAAGAGGAGGAGGGGAACGGAUGUUAAUGUUCAUUUCACAAAUGUUUAGUUAUUUGAAAUUAACAGUGACAUCUUGUUUUUUAUGCAGUCAGUAAACCAAGAUGAUUCACUGAUAAUAGCGCAACUAGAUGGUAAACUCAAAUUCGUAAUUCCUGGUGAAGAAUAUCGCAAACAUGCGGUAUACUGCUAUACCUCUGAGGGCCAAUAGAUUUCAUGAUUCUCAAGUUGGUUGCACGUGAUAAUGAUAAUGUGAUUUCUGUUUUCUCUUGACUUAAUUCUGAUCAUUACUUGUAAUAGCUGUUGACUUUUUUUUCAGAAUGGCGAAAACAAAAAAAAAUCCUUAUUGAUCUGUGAUAUAGUACUUCCUGCUUAUGAGGAUUUAGUGAUUACUGGUGGUUAAAAUAUAGCAUCUAGUCGAUGACAUUGUCAGUUGACUUUUUACUUUAAAAUUAUAUUUCUGUUUGAAAAAGGGACAUUUACGGAACAUUUACUUUUUAUUGCUUGUUACUGUAUACAAAUACAACCCCAAUUCCAAUGAAGUUGGGACGUUGUGUUAAACAAAUAAAAACAGAAUACAAUGAUUUGUAAAUCAUGUUCAACCUAUAUUUAAUUGAAAACACUACAAACACAAGAUAGUUAAUGUUCAAAUUGAUCAACUUUAUUGUUUUUAGCAAAUAAUCAUUAACUUAGAAUUUUAUGGCUGCAACGAGUUGCAAAAAAAGCUGGGACAGGUGGCAAAAAAGACUGAGAAAGUUGAGGAAUGCUCAUCAAACACCUGUUUGGAACAUCCCACGGGUGAACAGGCUAAUUGGGAACAGGUGGGUGCCAUGAUUGGGUAUAAUAGGAGCUUCCCUGAAUUGCUCAGUCAUUCACAAGCAAAGAUGGGGCGAGGUUCACCUCUUUGUGAACAAGUGCGUGAGAAAAUAGUUGAACAGUUUAAGGACAAUGUUCUUCAAUGCACGGAAUUUAGGGAUUUCAUCAUUUACGAUCCAUAAUGUCAUCAAAAGGUUCAGAGAAUCUGGAGAAAUCACUGCAUGUAAGCGGCAAGGCCGAAAACCAACAUCGAAUGCCCGUGACCUUCGAUCCCUCAGGCGGUACUGCAUCAAAAACCGACAUCAAUGUGUAAAGGAUAUCACUACAUGGACUUAGGAACACUUCAGAAAACCAGUGUCAGUAAAUACAGUUCGGAUGCUACAUCCGUAAGUGCAACUUGAAACUCUACUAUGCAAAGCAAAAGCCAUUUAUCAACAACACCCAGAAACGCCGUCGGUUUCUCUGGGCCCGAGCUCAUCUAAGAUGCUGAUGCAAAGUGGAAAAGUGUUCUGUGGUCCGACGAGUCCACAUUUCAAAUUGGUUUUGGAAAUUGUGGACGUCGUGUCCUCCGGGCCAAAGAGGAAAAGAUUCAAUUUACAUGCACGCCACAUACAUGGUUCUUCAUGUGAGAAGUGCAAUUCAGUGGUUUGGUGUUAAAGCGUUGACUCCACGGGGGAAAAUACAAUCCGUGCUUUCUUUAUGCAGAUCUUGUGUGUGCCUCACAGUUUAAGCUCUCUUUUUUACACUCGAGGCCACAGAUGUCAAACUCAAGCCUCAGGGGCCACAUGUGGCCUCAAAAGCAAAUAAUAUGCGUCUAAUUCAAAUGUUUUGCUAAAUGGUGUUCCACAAUUGCAAAUUGUCUUCAUUUUUAAUAUUGCUGUGAGAUUCCAUGCAUUUAAUUUUGUUUUGUUACCAAACCACUUUUGGAAAUAAACUGAACAAUAGUU